This is a messenger RNA of Eurypyga helias (sunbittern), 3666 nucleotides long. RefSeq names its product tudor domain containing 9 (gene TDRD9). The transcript has 34 exons. Lineage: Eukaryota; Metazoa; Chordata; Aves; Eurypygiformes; Eurypygidae. Gene Ontology annotation, cellular component: intracellular anatomical structure. Gene Ontology annotation, molecular function: RNA binding. The record is from RefSeq and is a predicted model, not a curated record.
AUGGUGACGGCUCCUGCCAAGAGACCACAGAAUGUAGUAUCACACGGAAAGACCAUCAUGGUACUUACCAGACUUGUUUUAAACGCCAAGAGUUUGACAGUAGCAGCCUCUGGACUAGCUUCUCUGGCUCCUAAGGCUGGUAGGUUCACGCUGGCGGUGCCGGUAAGUUUAGAGAACGUUUCCACGAAGGAUACAAGGUUGCUGUACAUGACAACUGGAGUUCUUCUUCAGAAAAUAGUUUGUGCCAAAAGCUUAUAUGAAUUCACACACAUUUUCAUUGAUGAAGUGCAUGAGCAUACAGAAGAGAUGGAUUUCUUGCUCCUGGUGAUCCGUAAACUGUUGUGUACAAAUUCACAGUCUGUAAAGGUAAUAUUGAUGUCUGCUUCAAUCAACUGUAAAGAAUUUGCUGAUUACUUUGCACUUACAGAUCAUAAUGGUCUGAAUCCAGCCUGUGUAUUUAAGGUGCAAGGUAAACCUUAUGCAGUCGAAGAAUAUUAUCUUGAUGACUUGAAGCACACUGUUCCUUUCACGCUUUAUCCUCAAAGAAUUGAGGAACCAGUGAUAGUAAGGGAAAUGUAUGAAGUAGCAGUGUCUUUGAUUCAGUCAUUUGAUAAGUUGGAGGUGAAGGGCAAUAGAAAAAACUUCAGUGUUGCAUCAGAUCGUGGAAGUGUGCUAGUAUUUUUGCCAGGUUUGAAUGAAAUAAGCUACAUGCACUCACGUCUCUCAAAGAUGUUCAACACAAAGUGGCAAGUGUGCCCACUUCACUCAAGUGUGACAUUAGAGGAGCAAACCAAUAUAUUUUUGCCUACAGUUCCUGGCUACAGAAAAGUUAUUCUGUCUACAGACAUAGCUGAGAGCUCUCUAACAGUUCCCGGUGUUAAGUAUGUGAUAGAUUUCUGCUUAAUUAGAACUUUGGUUUGUGAUGAGGAAACUAAUUACCAAAGUUUGAGACUUUCCUGGGCAUCUAAAACAAACUGUAAUCAAAGAAAAGGUCGUGCUGGACGUGUUUCCAAAGGGUAUUGUUACAGACUUGUACACAAGGACUUCUGAACAGACUUUAUUCCAGAGAAUUCAAUACCUGACAUACUGCAUUGUCCAUUGGGAACUACAGUCUUAAAAAUAAAAAAGCUUGAUAUGGGGGGACCAAAAGCCUUGCUGGCAACAGCUCUUUCUCCACCCAGCGUAUGUGACAUUGAACAUACUAUACUUCAGCUGAAAGAGCUAGAAGCACUUACAGCUUGUAUGGAAACAGAAGAAAACCCACAUGAUGGUGAGCUGACAUUCCUAGGAAGGGUAUUGGUAGAGUUGCCAGUGGAUCUGUGUCUUGGAAAAUUGAUUGUCCUUGGGCAUGUCUUUGGGUGCCUAGAAGAAUCCCUUAUUUUAGCUGCAGCACUCUCUCUGUGGAAUUUUUUUGCAGUACCUUUCAAACAGCGUGUCGAUGUAUACAGGAACAAACUGUUUUUUACUAGGAGUAGUAAGAGUGACUGUAUUGCAAUUGUAAAUGCAUUUAAGAAAUGGCAGGCUUGCAGACUGAAAGUGGAGCUGAAACAUCCCAAGGACAAACUUAAGUGGUGUCAAUUGAAUUCUAUUCACAUGAGGAAAGUCAGAGAGGUGGCAGAGUUGUUUCACGACUUGAGCAAACGAGUCAGUGCAUUUAACAUGUAUGUUAAUUCUCAACCACCUGCUGUGGAUCAGGAAUUUGUAUACAAACAGCGCUUCAUUUGGCAGGUUGUAAUAGCUGGUGCUUUCUAUCCAAACUACUUUACUUUUGGAAAAUGUGAUGAAAAAACUGCUGUAAGAGCUCUCGAUGGCAAAGAUCCAAAAACCACUGUAAUGGAAAAAAACAAAGUCCUAUUUAACGGACUUGACUCCAUCUUGUGGAAUAAAGACAGGAUUAGUCUUGCCACAGAAACACUCAUUAAGAUUAAACUAUUAGAUCUAAGCAGCUAUUUAUUUUUAAUGGCUUUUGUGGAGUUCUCCCGUAACCCUAUGGAGAGCUUUAAGAUUCUUCCUGCAGUGUACCUGUCAAUCAAGAUGUCACAGCUGAAAAUUCCUCUAGAGCUGAAUGUUUAUUAUCCAAAUGCUAUUGAAAGGCAGUUGCAAGAUGAGAGACAUGCAAGUGUGGAAUCUUUAAGAGUAAAUGUGGACUGUCAGAAGCAGACAGUGGAGCCUGUGGAACUUACAUUUGGUGCAAUACACCAGUCAGAAAUGAUCUCAGAUCGCUUUUUGUUCAUCGAGGUAACAGAGAUAAUAGAAGCUGGACACUUCUGGGGUUACAGGACAGAUGAAGAAACUAGGACUGUACUCCAGGCUCUAACUGAUGAAAUUAACUGCCAAAACCUGAUGGAUUUGCCAGUGUCUGUACAUCAGGAUUUGGUUUGUCUGGCACCAUUCACUCAUCUGGAACACCAACGGUACUAUAGAGCUCGUGUCCUGUAUGUUUGUGGAGAUUUUGCUCAGGUACAGUUUUUUUUUGUGGAUUAUGGUAAUACAUCCAAAGUGCGUUUAAGGAAAUUAGAAGAGAUUCCAACCUGUCUUCGAGAGCUUCCUUUCCAGGCUUUAGAAUUCAAGAUAUGCAAGAUGCAUCCAUCUGCAGGAUCUCUUGUCUGUGGGCAAUGGUGGAGCUACAGUGCCAGCCAGAGAUUUGCCUCACUAGUAGAUGGCUACACUCUUCUCGUGGAGGUGUAUUCAUUUGUGGAUAACGUUCUGCACAUGGAUAUUUUCCAUUACUCGAGGCAUAGAGGUCUUGUGAAUAUUCGAGAUAUGCUCGUUGAAGAAGGUUAUGCUGAGGUAGCAGAAGAAUCAUACGAAUCACAACAAAACCAUAAUUUGGUCAAUGGAUUAUCUCUGGAUCAAGCAAAGCAAAAAGAGAAAAUGCCUCUGUCUUCAAGAGAGGAAGAAAAGCACCUCAUUGGAAGAUUGUUAGACUUGCUUUCUGACAAUCAAUCUUGUAUGUCAACCCAUAAGGUAAAACUUUCUGGCCCAUUCACUCCUUAUGAGCUGAGAUGCUACGGUUUGACUAGAGUAUCCGAGUUCAGAAACACUCUCAUACAGGAAAAAAGCAUAAACUCUGUUGUUGUCCAUGAUACUCUAGAAGAUCCCUUUCAGCAGUUGUUUGUUGCUGCUGCUUUAUCAACAGAUGCAACCGGGUCUACUGUGACUUUAAAGGAAACUUCUUUGAUGCCUCCUAUUCCUGGCCUGCUUGCACUCCUCAGUAUGCUGUUUGCUCCCACUAUAGAACUCAGGGUUGAUAAAAAUGGAAAGCAUUUUACUGGUGUUCUGUGUGGUUUGGGCUGGAGUUGGACAAGUGGGGCUCCACUGCUUCCAGAAAAUGACAUGGAGCUGACAUUUGAUGUGCGUUCCGGAGUGGAAGACAUAAUAGAGAAUGUAAACAUCCUAAGGACAGCCGUUAACGAGCUUCUCUGUGAAUGUGCAGCGGGUUCUGGGCAAGAGAGAAUGACACAGCUGCAGGAGAAUGUUCGUCAGAAACUUCUAAGUUUAAUCUGCAAAUCAAAACCUCGCGAUAUAAUUGUUCCUAAGUGGUAUGAGAAGUUGUAUGUGUGGAACCAGGUGGAUUCUCAGCGUAUCGUUGGCCAGUCUGAAAAGCUGCAUGAAAGAGGCGAUGGUCUUUUCCAGCUACAUCAGCUUGUUUUGUUGAAUGUUUAA